CGACAAUAGACUAAAGGAAUUUUGGAGUUUAUAUUUGAGAAAUCAAAGUAAUCGUCAAAAUGAGUGCCGAGAAUGUGGUGACUGAACAGCCCAUAACGGCCACCACUGCCGGCACCACUGAAUUCAGUCUAUUUGGUCCGUCCAAUACGAACGGCGCGAGUCUAGAGAUUCUUAAGAAUUAUGAAUCGCUUAUUGUUAAGCAAGAGAUUGAUAUAAUGGGAUCCGUUUGUGACAAAUGCUUGUGUUGUGAUAAACUUAAUAAAUAUAAAAUCAAAGACAUAAAUGGCAAAACAAUUUUGACGGCUACUGAGGGUAAGGAGGAAAGUUGUUGUUCGUGUAAUUGUUGUCGUUGUUGUCGAAGGGGUCGGCGCUUUGAAAUGAAGAUAAAGGACGACACCGGAAGGGAAGUAAUUCGCUUGAAGAUGAAGAACCAUUGCUGUGGUCAGUGCUUCUGUCUCUGCAGAUAUGAAAAACUUGAAGUCUAUUCUCCGACGGAUAGUAAGAUUGGAAGUAUUGAAGAGUCGUGUAAUUGUUUUCACAAACAACUGGUGGUUUACAGCCUUUCCAAUUCGGAUCCAAUUUAUUCAAUAAAUGGACCAAAUUGUGAGAGCUUUCGGUGUUGUUGUCCGGGAACUACAUUCUCGAUUGAUAAUUAUGAAACUGACGAAAAGUGCGGCACUAUUGCCAAGAAAUGGAGUGGUUUGGCAAAGGAGGCGCUCAGUUAUGCCGACAACUUCUGCGUUAAUUUUCCCAAAGAUAUAGAUUUGAAUGAGAAGGCAAUACUGUUGGGCACUUGUAUUAUGAUUGAUUUAAUGUAUUUCGAGGAGAGUCCCAAAAAGGACAAGGAUGACGACUAGAGAGGACUCUUAACUCAGUCCCAUGUCUUGUAUUAAUUUGUGUUUUGCGGUGUUAUAUAUGGUAUUGUAAUUGAGUUGAUUGGUACCGACAAAUAACCAUUAAUUCUUUAAAAUGUUUAUAAGAAAUGAUUUAUAUAAUUUCAAUGCACAAUACUGCCGGCGCUCUCAACUAUAUUUCUUUAAGAAAAAUUUAUAUCAGAGAUUAUGUAUUUCUAUUAACUUAUUUUUUAUGCGGCAAUGCUAUACAAAAUCGAUAUUAUUGUUAAGUUUAUAGACAUUGCAUGGAGACAAUACUUGUCCUAAGCUAUUCCCUUAAAUAUUACUAACAUUUAAAUGCUUUUACAAAAUAUUUAUACCUGUAUUACUGUUACGGAUUGUAACCGA
Messenger RNA from Oppiella nova, 1241 nucleotides. The record is from the annotation of a GenBank genome assembly. NCBI's taxonomy places the organism in Eukaryota, Metazoa, Arthropoda, Arachnida, Sarcoptiformes, Oppiidae.